AUGUGCUCCUUCAAUUUCUAUGCCGUGUUCGCUGCACUCCUCGUCGCACCUGCCCUCGUCGGCGCCAGGGUGCCCGUUACACGCACUUCCAUGCGCGAGACAGCAGCCAAUCCUGCCGCUGUGGGCCUCGCGCCGCUCGCGCUCGCGCACAGAACCCCCUUGACGAACGCACAGCGUCUUGCACGUGGCCUCACGCCCAACCGCCCGCGCUUCAACCGUGCCGGCACCAUCCAGGUUACGGGUGCCGGUACGGGCACCCCUGCGUUCAUCUCGCGCGUCCCGAAUGCAUUUGGCGAGUACGCUGUCACCACUGACACGGCUGAUGCGCUCAUCGUGCAAUACACGGACUGCGCGGACGCCAGUGUGAUCGAUCUCGCGACGCUCAAUGGAAUUGCGGAUGUGCCGUACCUUGGCGCCAUCACGGGCUUCGCGACCGCGCUCCAAGACCUAAGAAGGGGCUCGUCCGCGUACGCGUAUAUCGGCGGCACGGAUCAAACGGCUCCCGGUGCCACUCCACAGGCCGUCUCGAACUCGUUCAUGGCCGCCACCGGCGACCAAGAAGAGGCGGAGAGCGCGUUGUGGACGCUUAACCGCACUACGGGCGCGCUUAGUGCGCAGUGGGUGAACAUCGAUGGCAGCAAGCCUGAGACGAUUAUCGUGUACUCGCCCGAAAACUUCCUGGUCAUCACGGGUGAUCCCACCAUCUUCGGCGCGUCGUUCGGCACAAGCCCCGUUGUGACACUUACCUUCGUUGCGGCAUGA
Postia placenta MAD-698-R-SB12 is the source of this 762-nucleotide messenger RNA. RefSeq lists its product as hypothetical. Lineage: Eukaryota; Fungi; Basidiomycota; Agaricomycetes; Polyporales; Adustoporiaceae. The record is from RefSeq and is a predicted model, not a curated record. The transcript is spliced from 6 exons. Bases 1 to 762 code for a protein of 253 amino acids.